UUCUUGAAACAAAGAAAUUCAGAAUGGCCAUUGUUGAAAGAGAGGGUGGAAUUUGUAAGUCAAGAAACAGGUUAUUCCUGUUUGAGUGAGGAAAAGUUGGUUUGCCUGUCUGUGAUCUUUUUAUAAUCUUUUUCUACAUAAGAGAAAGUGGGUAAUUUUGUUUGAGAGUGGAAAUAUUCUAUAGUGGGAAUCUACUAGGAGUAAUUUAUUUUCUAUAAACUAAGCAAAGUUUGGAAGGUGACAAAAAGAAAGACAAAAAUCUUGGAAUUGUUUUAGACAACCAAGGUUUUCUUGCUCAGAAUGUCUGUUGCCUUGUUAUGGGUUGUUUCUCCUUGUGACGUCUCAAAUGGGACAAGUUUCAUGGAAUCAGUCCGGGAGGGAAACCGUUUUUUUGAUUCAUCGAGGCAUAGGAAUUUGGUGUCCAAUGAGAGAAUCAAUAGAGGUGGUGGAAAGCAAACUAAUAAUGGACGGAAAUUUUCUGUACGGUCUGCUAUUUUGGCUACUCCAUCUGGUGAACGGACGAUGACAUCGGAACAGAUGGUCUAUGAUGUGGUUUUGAGGCAGGCAGCCUUGGUGAAGAGGCAGCUGAGAUCUACCAAUGAGUUAGAAGUGAAGCCGGAUAUACCUAUUCCGGGGAAUUUGGGCUUGUUGAGUGAAGCAUAUGAUAGGUGUGGUGAAGUAUGUGCAGAGUAUGCAAAGACGUUUAACUUAGGAACUAUGCUAAUGACUCCCGAGAGAAGAAGGGCUAUCUGGGCAAUAUAUGUAUGGUGCAGGAGAACAGAUGAACUUGUUGAUGGCCCGAACGCAUCAUAUAUUACCCCGGCAGCCUUAGAUAGGUGGGAAAAUAGGCUAGAAGAUGUUUUCAAUGGGCGGCCAUUUGACAUGCUCGAUGGUGCUUUGUCCGAUACAGUUUCUAACUUUCCAGUUGAUAUUCAGCCAUUCAGAGAUAUGAUUGAAGGAAUGCGUAUGGACUUGAGAAAAUCGAGAUACAAAAACUUCGACGAACUAUACCUUUAUUGUUAUUAUGUUGCUGGUACGGUUGGGUUGAUGAGUGUUCCAAUUAUGGGUAUCGCCCCUGAAUCAAAGGCAACAACAGAGAGCGUAUAUAAUGCUGCUUUGGCUCUGGGGAUCGCAAAUCAAUUAACUAACAUACUCAGAGAUGUUGGAGAAGAUGCCAGAAGAGGAAGAGUCUACUUGCCUCAAGAUGAAUUAGCACAGGCAGGUCUAUCCGAUGAAGAUAUAUUUGCUGGAAGGGUAACCGAUAAAUGGAGAAUCUUUAUGAAGAAACAAAUACAUAGGGCAAGAAAGUUCUUUGAUGAGGCAGAGAAAGGCGUAACAGAAUUGAGCUCAGCUAGUAGAUUCCCUGUAUGGGCAUCUUUGGUCUUGUACCGCAAAAUACUAGAUGAGAUUGAAGCCAAUGACUACAACAACUUCACAAAGAGAGCAUAUGUGAGCAAAUCAAAGAAGUUGAUUGCAUUACCUAUUGCAUAUGCAAAAUCUCUUGUGCCUCCUACAAAAACUGUCUCUCUUCAAAGAUAAAGCAUGAAAUCAAGAUAUAUAUAUAUAUAUAUAUAUAGCAAUAUACAUUAGAAGAAAAAAAGGAAGAAGAAAUAUUGUUGUAUUGAUAUAAAUGUAUAUCAUAAAUAUUAGGUUGUAGUAAAAUUCAAUAUAAUUAUCUCUUGUAGUUGUUGUAUCUUCUCUUUAUCUCAAAUCCUUUUGAGAGAAAACUUUUCGUAGUUAUCUGCUCUGCACUUGUGAGCACGAUAAUUGAUAUACCAAAUUCAUUUUUGAUUCUAUGGAGAAAUUUGUUAUUA
Solanum pennellii is the source of this 1814-nucleotide messenger RNA. Its product is annotated as phytoene synthase 1, chloroplastic. The record is from RefSeq and is a predicted model, not a curated record. Gene Ontology annotation, molecular function: geranylgeranyl diphosphate synthase activity. NCBI's taxonomy places the organism in Eukaryota, Viridiplantae, Streptophyta, Magnoliopsida, Solanales, Solanaceae. The transcript is spliced from 8 exons. Bases 301 to 1539 code for a protein of 412 amino acids. Gene Ontology annotation, biological process: carotenoid biosynthetic process.